CCUAUGACCACAGAUGUCCUAUUGACUGGGAGAAAGCGGUACUGGACGCCGCGAGGGACUUGUUGCUUAAUAACGCUUUUGGGGGGUUAUCCCUGAAGUGUCUUUCGACUAACUUUGUUCGAGGCCUGUCUCGUAAGGCUUAUCAUGGCUUCCGGUCACACGGUGUUGAUGCGGUUGGUAGCCUCAGCAUAUUCGAUUGCUCAGAAAGCAGGAGCAAUAGUCAGGCGUGUUAUUGCUGAAGGAGACCUGGGCAUCGUGGAGAAGACCUGUCCAACGGACCUGCAGACCAAAGCGGACCGACUGGCACAAAUGAGCAUAUGCUCUUCCCUGGCACGGAAAUUCCCCAAACUAACCAUCAUAGGGGAAGAGGACCUGCUUUCUGAAGAAGUGGAUCAAGAGCUGAUUGAAGAUGGUCAGUGGGAAGAAAUACUUGGGAAACCUUGCCCGUCACAGUACAGCACCAUUAAAGAGGAAGACCUUGUGGUCUGGGUUGAUCCUCUGGAUGGUACCAAGGAGUAUACUGAAGGUCUUCUUGACAAUGUAACAGUUCUUAUUGGAAUUGCUUAUGAAGGAAAAGCCAUAGCAGGAGUUAUUAACCAGCCGUACUACAACUACCAGAACAAUGAGAAGCAGAAGUUAAGGGAACACAGGAAUGAAGCAAAGGCAGGAGCAGAUGCUGUGCUGGGAAGGACAAUCUGGGGAGUUUUAGGGUUAGGUGCCUUUGGGUUUCAGCUCAAAGAAGUGCCUGCUGGGAAGCACAUUAUCACAACCACGCGAUCCCACAGCAACAAGCUGGUCACUGACUGUGUUUCUGCCAUGAACCCGGAUGAUGUGCUGCGAGUGGGCGGAGCAGGAAAUAAGAUUAUUCAGCUGAUUGAAGGCAAAGCCUCUGCUUAUGUAUUUGCAAGUCCUGGAUGUAAGAAGUGGGAUACUUGUGCUCCAGAAGUUAUAUUACAUGCUGUGGGAGGCAAGUUAACGGAUAUCCAUGGGAAUUCCCUUCAGUACAACAAGGAAGUGAAGCACAUGAACUCCGCUGGCGUCCUGGCCUCACUGAGGAAUCACGACUACUACGCAAGCCGAGUCCCCCAGUCUGUUAAAAACGCUCUCGUCCCUUAGAGGGACACCUCACUGACAUAGCUAGGAGGACAGCUGCAGGGAGAGAGGACAGGUGACCUGUUCCUGAGCUCUCAGCCCUGGGUCAGAUCACAGAUUUCCAUGCUGACACUGAAGAAAUGCUGAAGCUCUUGGACUUUGGCAGUCUGUCCAACCUGCAGGUCACUACACUGAGGAUGAAUUUCAAAACACCACCUGGAGCCAUUUGAAUCUUUCAGCUGUGCUAUAUCAAUGAACCAUGGACAACUUAAAAAAAAAAA
Molossus molossus (Pallas's mastiff bat) is the source of this 1373-nucleotide messenger RNA. RefSeq names its product 3'(2'), 5'-bisphosphate nucleotidase 1 (gene BPNT1). The coding region runs from base 145 to 1116 and encodes 323 amino acids. The transcript is spliced from 10 exons. Lineage: Eukaryota; Metazoa; Chordata; Mammalia; Chiroptera; Molossidae. Gene Ontology annotation, biological process: phosphatidylinositol phosphate biosynthetic process. The record is from RefSeq and is a predicted model, not a curated record. Gene Ontology annotation, molecular function: 3'(2'),5'-bisphosphate nucleotidase activity.